GUGAACAGUUAAAGUGUACGGUGGCUACGUGUGGGAAAGGGGGUUUCGCUUAUUUUAGUUUGACAUCCUUUGUUGUAUUUAUAGCCAUGUAUAUUCUUAUCUGUAAUCACAUUUUUAAAUUUAUUUUGUUACCGGGGAAUGUUUUAAGCGUUACCGUCUAGAUAUAUGCAUUGUCACACGAAUCCAUGCGCUACGGGAUGUUACUGACGUCUGAUAGCAGUCUUCUAACAGUUUUUCAUUGUCUGCACAGAACACAAACUCUUGAUUAUACGUGUUCAUGGCCAUAUGCUGCUCUGGCUGAGAUGGGAGAGGCACUUCUUGCAUCACAUGGACUACAUAAUCGGCAUAUCUGUUUUGUACGUCAAACAUGCAGUCACCGAAGGAAAAGAGAAUGGACAAGUCCGAGCCUUUCUUCAUGCCCUGUGCACCUAAAAGGAAGAUGAGUUCUGAGAUUAUCAGUGAGGCAAGGCAUUCUUUAAGGAUUUUAAAAACUCAAAGACCAUUUACUCCUAGAGAAGAUCAGCGAAAGCUUUUUGGAACAUCAUCUUCAAGAACUCCUGAAAAUAGACCUCCUUCUGCUUUCAGCCUCCAUGCCUGCAGUUUUGAAAUUAAUGAAUCAAGACCAGUUUCUGGAAAACGUCUCUCCCCUCUUGACCAUAAACCAAAACUAACUGCCUCUCCUAACAAUGAAGAUGAAAUCGUGCCUUCUUUUCCUAAGCCUCCUGUUGAUCCAGUGGAUAUUAAAAGAGUGAGCAGUGCACGUGCACGGCUUUUUAAAGUUGCGUCUCAGGGAACUCUCUUGCCAGAUAAAGCAGUUAACCCAGAAGAUUUCAUAAAGCGACUGCAUUCUGAAUCAUCAGUUGCUGCACUUCACUCUGGAAGGGGAAGAGGAGAUGCACGUUUAUCAGACCUGAAUAUUCAAAAUCAGACAAAAGAGCACAGGCCAACAUCUUCCAGCAAUGUUGUAGGUUCAGAAAUUGAGAAAGGCAUCUUGCCUAAAAGAAGUUCAUCAUCAUCAGCUCUGUUAAAUCUCAGAAAUGAAAGUGAGCAGACUGAAAGGAGUGGACCUACUUUGUGUCCUAGCAAUGGCUCGGAGAAUAAAAACAAAAACAGAUCAGGUUCAGGCAAUGGAUCAAGAACAAGUGAUGAUGAAACAGAGGAAGAGGCAUAUUACUGGAACACAGAAAUCCUGCCUAUUCUGAAUAUAAUAGAAAAAGCAGACAAUGAUACCGAUGUGGAUUGUCUCUGUAAAGCUUGCAUCAGGCUCUAUAAGUCACUAGAAAAUGGGAACAUGCUUGGAAGGAACUGCAAACAGAGGGCAAUUCUUUUGAAAAUCCUGUAUAAACUGGUAGAUGUUGGUUCAGACCAACUCAGUUUGCUUCUGGUCAAGCUAAUUUUAGCACUCAGAGUAACUGGAAAGAACCUUCUCAAUGUCUGCAAGCUCAUCUUUAAAAUUAGCAGGUGUGAGAACAAUGACGUCCUUUUUCAAACUGAGAACAUAUUAGAUUCGUUGCUGGAUGUUCUUAAAUCUGAAGAUAUGUUGUCAAACAGCGAGGCACUUUUAUACUGCUUGGGUGCAAUCAAGUUUCUUUCAGGGAAUGCAAAUCUUAUCAAGUACAUGCUUAAUGAGAACUUAUUAGAAACACUGGUGCAGCUAAUGAAGCACAUCAGUAAUACUGAUAAAGAAAGUGACAGUCUCCUUCCCAUUUCUGGGAAUUUGUUAGUCCAGCUCACUGCUAUUUUAAGAAAUAUAGCUGAUUUGUCACAAUCAAGACCAAGAUUCUUACUCAGUGGUGCUCUUUCUGAACUGUGUGUAAUACUGGAACAAUACAUUGCUGAUAAAGAUGUUUGCACUAAUGUUGCCAGGAUAUUAAGCAAACUCUCAUCCUACAAUGAUUGCUGUACAGCGUUGGCUGACUGUCCCAGAUGUUUCAGCAUAUUCUUGGCAGUACUGAAUAAGCACCAAAAGAAGCAGGACUUGGUUGUACGGAUAGUAUUCACUUUGGGUAAUCUGACAGCGAAGAACAAUCAUGCCCGGGAGCAGUUUUAUAUGGAGGAUGGAGCCAUUAGCACUCUGUUAUCUUUGUUCCAAAUUUACUAUGAGCUGGACUGCUGUAUGAAAAGUGCUUCAGGAAGAAGUGAAAGUGCUGAAGAGGUUAAUAGCAGGCAUCCAAAACACCCAACUGAUGUAGAGGAUGUUCUUAUCAAAUUAAUAAGGGUGCUUGCAAAUAUAUCAAUUCAUCCUAGCUUAGGCACUGUACUUUCCACUAACCAGAACUGUGUGGAUUUGCUCAUAAAAGUAUUAGAGUACAAGCAAAUUGAUGAAUGUGAGGAGUUGGUGAUUAAUGCUGCAGCUGCCAUCAACAAUCUGUCCUACUAUCAAACAAAACAUUCAGCAGUCAGAAGCAGGCAACUACGGAUCUCUGAAUUGCUUCUGAGGUUACUGCUGAGCAAUAAUAUGGAAGGAAUCCUAGAAGCUGCACGAGUUUUUGGCAAUCUCUCCCAGACGAAAGAGAUACGAGAUUUCGUUGUAGCAAAAAAUGUAUACAAAUUCAUGAUUGCACUACUCGAUUCAAAAAAUCCUGAUGUCUGCUUCUCUGCCUGUGGAGUUCUCAUAAAUGUGACAGUAGACAACAAUAAGCGAACUAUCCUGAGGGAAGAAGGAGGAAUUAAGAAAUUAAUUGACUGCUUACAAGACUUUGGGCCCUCAGACUGGCAGCUUGCUAGCCUGGUCUGCAAAACUCUGUGGAACUACAGCGAGAAGAUUACAAGUGCUGCCUUGUGUUUUGGAAACAAAGAGACUGAAAAGCUAAUUGAACUUCUCACAACAUACUUAGAAGAAGAACUAGCAUUGGAUAACAGUUUGGACAAAGAUUUACGAGCAUACCACAAAGUCUGUUGGGAAUCAGAGUUUAUCCCAGUAGCCAGCCAACUUCUGACUAGAGUUCAGAGUCAUGAUACAUUGUUGGAGCCCCUGUCUGUUCCUAGUCAGUAAGGGUUUAUACUGCUUGUUUUUAGAAUGGCACAAGCAAUGCAAGUCGGUCUAUCUGCCAGCUGCUACAUAAUGUAUACACAUUCCUAUUUUGGAAGCAAUGUGGAAUGAGCUGCAAUUUUCCUUAUUAUAUAGUUAUUUUUAUAACUUCAUAAAUAAAAUGGUUUAUUGAUUUGAUAUCAAAUUUAUAAACUAAAAAUGGCUGUAAUGUAAACAACUUGAAAUUAUUUCUGAAUUUUAAUAAAACUUCACUGCACUGAGACAGAAUUUCAUUUAGUUCAGAUACACUAAGUAAUAUGUUUCUAUUAUUUAAUUUGUAAUCUGGAGUAAAAGAUUGGUUCAGCACUAUCA
Messenger RNA from Protopterus annectens (West African lungfish), 3343 nucleotides. RefSeq names its product armadillo repeat containing 2 (gene ARMC2). Lineage: Eukaryota; Metazoa; Chordata; Ceratodontiformes; Protopteridae. The transcript is spliced from 18 exons. Gene Ontology annotation, biological process: cilium organization; sperm axoneme assembly. The record is from RefSeq and is a predicted model, not a curated record. Bases 368 to 2995 code for a protein of 875 amino acids. Gene Ontology annotation, molecular function: protein binding.